AUGGCAUCGUCUAAUCCGUUUCGCAAAAGUGCUGCCUUUACGGUAGACACAGCUUCUUUUCCCAACUCAACAUCCUCUGCCGCUUCUCGUUUCCCUGCUCUCGAUCAAAUUGAAACAGCACCUACUCCUCCGCCUCCGACCAGCUUCCAGCAAGCUAGCUCGUCGACGAUUGACUCGAAAUCUAAGAUUACCAAAAACGUCCGCGUACUAUCACCCCCGCCGCUGUCUCCCGACUCUCCCGAAUGGGCAUUCGCGGCACCUUCUAUUGCGCAACAAACUACGAACCAACAGAAUGAGGACGAUCCGUUCGAUGCGACUUCUACCGACGAUAGCGAUCGCGAAAUGGUAGCUGCGGCUGCCCAUGGCUAUGCUCCGAAUGGCGGUCAGGGCAUAGGAAACCCGUUCAGCAAGACAUUACGUAGCGUUGACUCGCCCGUCGCAGAACAAAAGCUUGAGCAGGAGCGCAAAGAAGAAGGCCAUGCGCUCAAGGCUGCUAAUACGGCCAGAAGGUCUCUGGACGUUAAUUCUUUCAAGCGAUUGCUGAUGACGGGUAAUACGGAGUCGGACAAGUCUUCGCCGCCGAAAAUCCGACAGUCGAUGCCACCACCAGCGAAAAACACAAAAGACCGACCGUCUGUUUUCCGAAGAAUCUCACACGACGAUUCCAAAGAUAUAUCGGCCCCCGAGAAUGCACUCCAAGAGGCAUCUCUCAUUUCUGAAGAAGCUUCGGAUACCCCGGAAGAUGAUAUUGAUCAAGAAAACGUUUCUGACUCAAGCGCUUCUGCCCAGCUGAGCUCAAAGAACAGCAAGAAACCGCCGCCGCCACCUAGCUCGCGACAUGGGAAGUCCAUCAAGCUGGAUCUGGUUGGUCAGACAUCUCCAGAACCUCUUGCGACACUGUCAUCAGAUAUGAACAAACCGCUUCCGCCCGCGCCGGUGAGAAGAAGCAUGGAAGAAGGAGGCGAGUCGCCGUUUGAUCGCGAAGCAGCUGGCAAAAUUCCAGAGGCUGAA
Messenger RNA from Fusarium redolens, 1011 nucleotides. RefSeq lists its product as uncharacterized. Lineage: Eukaryota; Fungi; Ascomycota; Sordariomycetes; Hypocreales; Nectriaceae. The transcript has a single exon. The annotation marks the transcript as partial. The record is from RefSeq and is a predicted model, not a curated record.